Molecule: messenger RNA, 711 nt
Organism: Penaeus chinensis
Lineage: Eukaryota; Metazoa; Arthropoda; Malacostraca; Decapoda; Penaeidae
Product: protein phosphatase 1 regulatory subunit 42-like
Exons: 4
Coding region: 49-711 (220 amino acids)
Molecular function (GO): protein binding
Source: RefSeq, a predicted model, not a curated record
AACUAAGUGGCAUGAACUCCCGUAUUUCUGAAUUUCCUCGCUAGGGUGAUGGUGGGCGUGAACGUCGAGACACUAUGGGCGUGGCUUGGCGACAAGCGGCGAGGGACCCGGAAAUUAUUGGCAAGGACACCCCCCAAGACCAUCGAACCCCAGGGUCUUCCUCCUGACGAACUCCUGCAUCCUGGAGUCGAGGGCGAGGAGGAGAAGGAGGACCAGCAGGAAGAAGGCAUCACAGAGGCGCUCAAACUCAAGAUGAAAGAGAGCGACGAAGACAAGGAAGGAAAGGAGAACGAAGAGGAAGAGGAAGAGGAGGCAAGGAGAAAGGAGAUGGAAACACUACUGGCGAAGGUGACUCAUCUGCACCUUGAGAGACGAGGAAUAACACAUAUUGAGGAUGUGGGUGUUUGUCCUGCAGCUCGAGUGGCCUUCCUGCAACACAAUCACCUCACGCGCCUGGCUAACCUUCGCCCGCUUAGGCUCCUACAGGAGUUGUAUCUACAGGAUAAUCAUAUCACCAGACUGGAGGGCCUAAAGGAGCUACCUAGUCUACGGCGCCUGCUGGUGGGCGGGAAUCGCGUGGGCGUGGUGGAGGGGCUGCCGCACGGCCUUCAAGAGCUGCACAUCCAGGAACAGCGCCUGCCUCCUGGAGACGCCCUCGUCCUCGAUCCACACGCCCUUGCGGCUGUACAGGUGGGCGUGGCUGCGUCUUAA